UCAAUUCUGUAGACGGAUAUGUUUAUGUUAGGGAGGACCCUGAAGAAACUGAGGAAUGUGAAGAAACCAAGGAACAUAAGGAAAUCAAGGACCCUGAAGAAACUGAGGAGCAUAAAGAAACCGAGAAAGAAUAUCCCGAAGUUGCCUAUUUUUAUGUUAUUAUUGACGAUGAGUCUGUAUAUUUACAUAAGCUCGAAAUUCCGAAAGAUAAAAAAGAUAUCGAUGAUUGGGAUUGGAAAUUAUUUUUUUGUUUUUGGAAAGACAAGAAGGAGGAACGGAUUAAAGAACAAAUCAAGGAAGGAAUAAAAGGAUUUAUAAAUGAAGAUCAUUAUCAUUAUUGUGAAGAAGUCAAACGAAAGGAAAAUGAGAUUAUUGUAGAGUUCCUGAAAACCGAAAAAUCGAAAAAGAUUAUAAAUGAUGGAAUGAAUAAGCCUGAAGAAAUAAUGACUUCUGACGAAGAAAAGUCUGAAAAAGCGGUAAUUUCUGAUGAAGAUAUAAUUGACAAAUCAAUAACUUGGAAAAUCAAAGGUUAC
This is a messenger RNA of Entrophospora candida, 533 nucleotides long. The record is from the annotation of a GenBank genome assembly. Lineage: Eukaryota; Fungi; Glomeromycota; Glomeromycetes; Entrophosporales; Entrophosporaceae.